Ziziphus jujuba (common jujube) is the source of this 2199-nucleotide messenger RNA. Its product is annotated as aldehyde dehydrogenase family 3 member F1-like. Gene Ontology annotation, cellular component: cytoplasm. The record is from RefSeq and is a predicted model, not a curated record. Gene Ontology annotation, molecular function: aldehyde dehydrogenase (NAD+) activity. Lineage: Eukaryota; Viridiplantae; Streptophyta; Magnoliopsida; Rosales; Rhamnaceae. Gene Ontology annotation, biological process: aldehyde metabolic process. Bases 127 to 1647 code for a protein of 506 amino acids. The transcript has 10 exons.
AAGCCAACUAGGAAGCCGAGAGGGUUCGUUGAAGAACUAAACCAUUGAAACCAUAAAUACUGGAUGUUGACCAAGGCUGUUUCCACUGUAUCUUUCACCGGUACUUCAGAACCAAAUUAAUCCCACAUGGACUUCCAAUUUCCUAAAGAUCAUGAGUCCUCGUCGUCGUCGACGGCGUCUUCGUUGAUACAGAGAGAUGUUGAGUGUAUGAGAGACUAUUACAGGUCUGGAAUUACCAAAGAAGCUUCCUGGAGGAAGUCUCAGCUUAAAGCUUUGCUUUCUCUCCUCCAUGACAACCAGGAACAUAUUUUCAACGCUCUUAAACAAGAUCUAGGAAAACACCAUGUCGAGGCUUUCAGAGAUGAGAUAGGAACGCUUAUAAAAUCUUUGAAUUACGCAUUGAAGAAUCUGAAACAGUGGAUGUCAACAAAAGAGGUAAAGCUGCCAAAAAUUGCCUUGCUAAGCACUGCACAAGUGGUUCAUGAGCCACUGGGCCUUGUUCUCAUUUUCUCCUCGUGGAAUUUUCCAAUUGGGUUGUCAUUGGAGCCACUGAUAGGAGCAGUGGCAGCUGGAAACGCAGUGGUCUUAAAACCGUCAGAGUUGGCUCCCAUGUCUUCGUCACUGCUAGCAAGCACCAUUCCCACUUACUUAGACGACAAAGCUGUUAAGGUUGUCCAAGGAGGCUCUGAUAUUGGCCAGCUACUUCUGCAGCACAGAUGGGAUAAGAUUUUCUUUACGGGGAGUGCAAGAGUGGGGAAGAUUGUGAUGUCUGAAGCAGCGAAGUAUUUAACACCAGUUACAUUGGAGUUGGGAGGAAAAUGCCCUGCUAUUGUUGAUUCCCUUUCAAGUUCUUGGGAUAGACAAGAGGCUGUAAAAAGAAUUGUUGUUGGGAAAUUUGGGACAUGUGCUGGUCAGGCAUGCAUAUCGGUGGAUUACAUCCUAGUAGAGAGAAAGUUUUUAUCCACAUUGGUAGAGUUAAUGAAGGUGACAAUCAGCAAAAUGUUUGGGGAAAAUCCAAGAAAGUCAAACAGUAUUGCAAAGAUAGUUAACGAACAACAUUUGAUGAGGUUGAAAGGUCUUAUAGAUGAUCCUCUGGUUAAACCUUCUAUUGUUUAUGGCGGAUCAAUCGACGAAGACCACUUGUUUAUGGAGCCAACGAUCUUGGUAGAUCCCCCUCUUGAAGCACAAGUUAUGGCAGACGAAAUCUUUGGCCCAGUACUUCCAAUCAUUGCUUUAGAGAAGAUUGAAGACAGCAUAGAGUUUAUAAAUUCAAGACCUAAAGCACUUGCUCUUUAUGUCUUCACAAAAAGUAAAACACUUCAGAGAAGAUUGAUAUCGGAAACCUCAUCUGGAAGUGUAAACAUUAAUGAUGCAAUUGUUCAGUAUGCUGCUGACACUCUGCCGUUUGGAGGAGUUGGAGAAAGUGGGUUUGGAAAAUACCAUGGAAAGUUUUCGUUUGAAACUUUCAGUCAUGAGAAAGCAAUAACAAAAAGAAGCUUCCUAACAGAUUUUUGGUUUAGAUAUCCUCCAUGGAGCUACCAUAAACUUCAGCUCUUUCAAAAUGCAUAUAACUUUGAUUAUCCCGGAAUGCUUCUUGUCAUCCUUGGAUUGAAGAGCCAUCAACAAGCCUCGUUGUUUAAUAAUUAACUUCAAUUUUAUUUUUAAUUCUUUUCUAUUUUUAAAUUUCUAAUUGCUUAGUACCAUAUUAUAUAUAGAAAUGUUAUGAUGGGAAAGUGCUAUAUAUAUAUAUAUAAUAAUUUUAUGGUGCAGACAGUCCGUAUAUAGACUGUAUCAAAAAUUAAUAUUUAAAAAAAAAAACGUCGAUUUUGCUAUGUACGUUGUGUACAUAUAUACAACAAAGCUGACGUGUUUUUUUCAAAAAAUAUCCGUUUUUUGUUCGGUCCGCAUACGGAUUGUCCGUACUAUAAAAUAUUCCUAUAUAAUAUAUGUAUAUGUGUAUAUAUUUAUUGAUCUCCUGUACAAUGUGGGUGAGUGGGGGUGUGUACUUGGCUUUUUCUUUCUUAUAUCCAAUAUUAGAAGAGAAAGAGAAUGAACCAUGGAUGGUACGUGCAUCCCGGUGGAUGAUAUGUAUCGUAUGUGCGGCUUGAUUUUCAUGUAAAACCUGUACUUCUGCAAUAGUCAUGCAAUGGAUUACUUUAAUUUCGAUGACAUUAAUAUUAAGAAUAUGGAGAUUAAAUA